CGAAACUCUCACGCGGCGCGUCGUGCCGGUCGGUCAGGUCGGUCAAGGAGCUGGUUUGGUGUCCGUCGGGCUUGCGGGGUUUGGUGCGGUCGUGUAAGCGCGCCGCCAUGUAGAAGACCAUCGCAGGAUGACGGCCGUGUCCUGCACAGAUCCCGCCCUUCGACCCACAAGUGCUGCCGCCAUUCCAUUCUGAUUUUAUUCCGGGGUCACGAAAGUGCGGAAUGAUUCCGGAAUCAUUCCAACUCCGAAGUGGCAACUGCGCAACACUGAAACAUACUCCACUAGGGUUCGAGGGCACAAUGCCGUGAACAUGGUCACGAUUGGUGUGUGCCUGUCUGAGGCCGGCGCCAUGCUCCAGGUCAAGCCGGGAGUCAGCCUCAGGAUGGGGCCUGUGCCUCGCAACAGCAAGCUGGUCCUCGUGUCGGCGGGGGUCGGCAUCAUCCUGCUCGGUGUGCUCACCAGGUACCUGAGGCGGCGCUACUUCACCCCCACCGCCAGCGCUGCCGUCAAUGGAGACGUGCGCAGGGCCCUGUGUGCCGAGUGCCGGCGACCCUCCCUGCGCCACCGCGCCAUCACGGGGGGCUUCGAGACCCCACUGACCGCCGACCAGCUGGGACGCAUGGGUCUGGAGUCCCUGGAAGCGGCCGUGGGAUGUUGGGAGGACUCCCUGCAGGCCCUGCAGAGGGAGAGGUUACCGGGCCUCCUGGAUCAGGCCGGGCUGCGGACCCUACUUGCCGAGGCUCAGGUGCUGCGGGCGCACUGCCGGGCCCUGCUGGAGGGGCAGCUUUCCCUACCGGCUCCUGCAGAGGCAUCCCAGGCGCCACCCAGCACCAUGGACACAGACAGCUUCGUGUCGGCCGAGGGGGUCUCCGAUGUGGCCACCCUGUCGGAUGUCGAGCAGCCCCCCAUGGCGCUGGAGGAGUGCCAGCUCUACAUGUCUGCUCUGGAGCUGCUCGAGAGGGACGCCAUCCCGUGCCGGACGUUCAGGUUGGAGACGCUAUGCUGCAGAACGGAAAACGAGUACCUAAUCAAGGUGCACUGUGUGCGGCUCGCAUUUCAGCACCUGACAGAGCAGGAGGGCAUCCGGCACUGGCUCAUCAGCGCUGGCAGCCGGGUCCUGGGUGCGCUGAUGCUCCGCACUGGCAGGGACCCCAAGGAAGCGCUGCAGGCGUACGACGAGCUGCUGGUCUACGUGCUGGAGUCGCAGCACCUGGAGCAGACGGAGAAGGAGCUGCUCGCCAAGGGGGUGGUGUGCUGCACGGUGUACGACGUGUGCAUCGACUAUAUGCUGCUGGACGCCUUCGAGGACCUGGGCAACCCACCCGCCACGGUGGUGGCUGUCACCCAGAACCGCUGGCUCACCACGGGCUUCAAGGAGACGGCUCUGGCUGCAGCCAUAUGGUCAGUCCUCAAGGCCAAGAAAAGCCUAUUGCCGUACUCGGACGGCUUCUUCUCCCGCUACUACACCCUGAUGGAGCACGUGACCCCUGUGCUGGCAUGGGGGUUUCUGGGGACCGACGAGGACCUCAAGGAGCUCUGCCACUUCUUCAAGGCGGAGGUGGAGUCCCUGGUGCGAGACAUGUUCGACCUGGGCCGCACCCGCUACACGACGGUGGGGGACAUGGCCGAGGACAUCUUCCGCAACACCCAGGUGCGCUACGACAGGGUCUGCCAGGCCCUGACGGCCGCCGCCCCACCCUGACGCCGCCGGGGGAUUCUGCGCAAAUUGUCGCCAGACCCACCCAAGCAGUGCUCCGAGUUCAUCGGGGACGGCCAUGAUCUCACGUCUGUGGGUGGCAUUUCCGGCAUUCGUUCCGGACUUUCCCGUGGAUGCUGCGCCAGAGAGGGAGGACAAUAGUGUUUGGUCAGGCCGUCCGCCCAGAGAGGAAAUGGAACUGCGGAUGCUUGCUCCGGGAUCAAAGGUUUGAACCCGGAAAAGAAGGCGAAACCUGCCCGACAUCUGUGGACUAAAACUGUUGACCUCUACUGCACUGGCCGGACCUCCGACCUAGGGUUAAAUAUUUAUGCGUGGCUUUUCUCCACCACGCCUUUUAACAUUUGCAAGCCGUCAUUUUGACCGAGCCUACAGUGAAGACCAACAUAUUCGCCUCCAGAUACGGUGUCUAUGAGUCAUUCUAAAGGGAGUGAAACGGUAAAAUAUGGUAAAUUCUACUUAACGGACAAGAGAACUUUGUUGCUCGAGUUUACUUUGUUCUACAAGAUUAGUGGAAAAAAAAGCAGAAAUGCAAAAUGGAAACGGAUCCACUGCACGGCGAUGAAUCUGCGCACCAUGCGCACCGUUUUUGGAAAUGGAAUGGUGUUCCACUCAGCUGCAUACCUCGCAACAUCGGCCGACUAGAAACUUUGAUGCCUCACAAAUUAGAUCUUUGUAGACGCCACAUACUUGUACAUCGCUUACUUGAAACUGGAAAGUGAUCACAAUGGUCGUCCACAAAUAUUGCUUAUUGCCUGUCAAAUAUUACGGUAAGUUGAAGUCGUCCUUUCCUGGAGAACCCUGUGGUUCUCAAUUGGCGCUUUGUAGGUCGUGAUUUUAACUUCUAGUCAUGCAUAACUGCCGGGGUAAAGUGAAUGUGUACAAAUACUGCUUGCCUAGGUGGAGAUUCAGAUGAAUUCCAGUAAAAGGGGAUUAUCUGCCCCCAGGAUUUCAAAAUUUCGCCCCAUACCCCGGUUUUCCUGGUACCCACACCUCCUCUGUUCUGGCCUUUGCACUGUAUGUUUCUCCCUACACUGCACAUUCCAUGCGACAAUGAGGUAAAUUCUAUAUGUCACUUGACCUCGCAGUGUGAAUUCAUGGCAUCAUGUGAUGUCAAUUUCCUUCUAGAUCAAGCGAGGAAAUUGUUUUGUCGCAUAAUCUGACAGGAUGUCGUGGUGUUAUGUGUUUCCGUGGUUGAUGUCAAUUUCCCACUAAAUUUAGCCACAAAAUUGUAACGGUGCAUCAUUUCCUCGUUCUUUUCUUUGUGGCACCUGUAUUCUCUCCCAAGAAGUUACAGUAGACUCAUAUUUCAAACUCCAGGAAGCUAUGAAUUUUGUCUGAAUUAUCAGAAGUUUGAAUUAUCAGAAAUUUAUCUAAUAUGAUGCAAGAUAAAAUUAUGAUUUGUUACGCAGAUGGCUGGGCACAAAGAAAGCAGAUGUUUGAUGAUUUCCUCUGCACAGGCCUACCGUAAUAUAUUGGGCAAGCACCCACUCAAAAUUUACAGAUAAUGGCGAAAAAAUGGGGUUGGGCGCUUGUCUGAUCAUCAAUUUUACAUAUCAAUGUACUGUGCAUUUUUUCUCAGAUCUUACAAAUUUGGGUAAGGGCGCUUAGUGUGGUAUAGGCGGAUGCUCGGUAUUCAACGGUACUAAUCACAAGCAGGUAUGCCACAUAUGAAACAUUGGUGAAAUAUCUGAGAAAAGUUUAUUUAUCCCUCAAAAA
Ixodes scapularis (black-legged tick) is the source of this 3433-nucleotide messenger RNA. It is a transcript of the gene Miga, whose product is annotated as mitoguardin. The transcript is spliced from 15 exons. Lineage: Eukaryota; Metazoa; Arthropoda; Arachnida; Ixodida; Ixodidae. Bases 311 to 1702 code for a protein of 463 amino acids. Gene Ontology annotation, biological process: mitochondrial fusion. The record is from RefSeq and is a predicted model, not a curated record.